Molecule: messenger RNA, 597 nt
Organism: Talaromyces rugulosus
Lineage: Eukaryota; Fungi; Ascomycota; Eurotiomycetes; Eurotiales; Trichocomaceae
Exons: 1
Coding region: 1-597 (198 amino acids)
Biological process (GO): exon-exon junction complex disassembly
Cellular component (GO): cytoplasm; exon-exon junction complex
Molecular function (GO): RNA binding
Source: RefSeq, a predicted model, not a curated record
AUGCCAGAGCAGGACAAGGAAACUCCGACGUCUUCUGGCAUCGUCCUGGACGAAACGACAGGCCAACGUCAUGUUCCUUCGUCGACCCGAGCAGAUGGUACAAAACGCAGAGAAAUCCGCAUUCGCCCAGGGUACCAGCCCCCAGAAGACGUCAAGGUCUACAGAAACCGUUCAGCCGCCGCAUGGCAGACUCGUGGGAAAGGCGGCGUUCCAGGCGCAGAAGGGCUGGCGACCGGUGACAACAACCAGAGUGUGAACACUGCGAGCAACAAGAACGCCAAGCGUCGAGAAGCGAAGAAGAAGGCCAAGGCUGAGGAGCAGCCAGAAGAGGAUGAAAAGCAGACUGAGGCCGCAAAUGCGACUGAUAGCAAGGCCGAAGUCACUGAACAGGCACUUGAUCCGGACGCCGAAAAGGAGAAAAAGGCUCGCAACUUGAAGAAAAAGCUCAGGCAGGCACGAGACCUUCGCGAGAAGAAGGACAAGGGCGAAUCUCUGCUCCCAGAGCAGCUGGCAAAAAUCAUCAAAAUCAACGAGCUUAUCCGAGAACUAGACACGUUGGGCUUUGAUGGCGAUGGAGAAUCAAAGUCGACUGCAUGA